AUGGCCACCAUGGAACUGCACAAACUACGCCAUCGUAGAGCCCACAGCGGCUCAUCGUCAGUCGAAUCAGAUUACGGCCCUCAAAAAACGCACUCCAGCACAGGCACUGACCUGCCCUCCACAUCUCCCCCAGCAUACUCUGACACCUCCGUUAUUUCGGAUUCUGACGUCCCCCCCCCCGAAUCCACAGACCCCCACUACAAGACCUACUCUGUCCACAACCUGGAUAUGCAGAACAUAACCCUCCACGCCAACCAGGACGGCCCAGCCCUCUACACAAUCAUCAACAGCACCUUCACGGCCGGUGCCCACUCCGUCGUCCUGCAUGCUGGCCCGCGCACCACCCCCCCCAUUGGAGCAGCCAACAUCUCCACCUUCAAAGGAACCAACCAGUUCGGUGUGCGCACAGGUGCCAGCACGGCCCUCGAGGGCAUGGAGGGCAUGGCGUGGGAAGAGCUGCGACGCACAAGCUCCUGGACGCAUGGGACGUAUGCGUUUGAAUGGAUGUGGGCAGAUGGCGAGCGCCGGAAAUACGAGUGGCGGCGUACGUCGUCGCCGCUGAUGCUUGAUGACCAGGCCGAUAUGGAGCUGGUGGAGAAGGGACGGGAGGGGAUGGUGCUGGCGAGGUAUACUAGGGGAGCAUUGAUACGGUGGACGGUGAGGGCGCGGUUGGGGGUGCGGAUUCUGAAUUCGGAGGGCGAGGAUGAGUGGGAGAGGUGGCAGACGGUUGUGCUGUUGACUGUAAUGACUCUGGUCGAGAUGUCGAGACGGAGAGCGAGGCAAAGGAAGAGCCCGUGA
Molecule: messenger RNA, 798 nt
Organism: Pseudogymnoascus verrucosus
Lineage: Eukaryota; Fungi; Ascomycota; Leotiomycetes; Thelebolales; Thelebolaceae
Exons: 1
Coding region: 1-798 (265 amino acids)
Source: RefSeq, a predicted model, not a curated record